UUACUAGCAAAAAUUAAAAUCCUUAUAUCUCGAUCAAAUCUCAUGCUGACUCAAGGAAAUUUUCAGGAAAGGCUUAAAAGGUGCCAUAUGUUGUUGACCACGCCGAAAAAGUGAUCCAGCAGAACACCGAUGCUCUGAGGUUUUUCAGAAGGUUUCUGGAAACCUUAAGCCAAUGCCCAGCUCACAUUCACCUUUUUCGUCUUUGAUCGUAUUUUAUGAGCUGUCCUGAGCAUUUUCUGGAAAUUUCCUUGAGUCAGCAUGAGAUUUGAUCGAGAUAUAAGGAUUUUAAUUUUUGCUAGUAACAGGCGAAAAACCGUUUUUUCACAACAAUGCCUCUGGCGAAGUUAUAUUCAUUUCCACACAAAAACAAAUGUUGCUACUAUGCUCAGCGUGGUCGAUUACCUAUAGUCCAUGGCAUUUUGAGAUUCUCAGAGAUGUCUGCUCGGAGAUAGACACGUGCUCGGGGAAAGCGAGCCCUGCUCGAAUGACGAUAGCUAGAGAGUCGCGACUUGCAUAAUUUUGUAGAGUAACGAAAAGUUCUGCUCUAAAAAGUCUUGGCUAUUGAAUAGCGAAAAUCGCAGGUCUCUAUCUCAUUCCUAUCAAAAGUUAUUCAAAAAAUGCCCACGGGUCUUGUAUUUUGGGAUGGAUAGUAGCAUCAUUAACUUCAACGAAUAAAAAGAAAUGGAGAUCUGGACAGUGUCUCUCGUUAAUCAUGAUAUUAUAACAAUCAGACUGAUAGAUUUUAAUAUAAACUUGCUCAUUUUUUACUCUAUUGAUGUAUUCUAAUAUUUCUAUCUUUAUGUGUUCUUCUUUUCAAGCGAAAGUACUCGAUUAUUGAAUUCUUCAACGUUUUUAUCGUCACAAUACUCAUCCAAUAUUCAUUUAACGUUUCGAACAAAUGAUCUGAUAACACGUAAAGGUUUUUGGUUAGUCAUUCAGCCAACCAAACGCGAACAAAAAACAUCGUUGAAAGUAACCUGUCAACGACAUAAUUUAAACAACACAUUAAAACCAUUAUCAAUAGUAACAACAACUACUAUUAGUUCAACUUUAUUCACAGUGACAACAACAAGAUAUACUACAUUGACUACUACCACCAUCCAUUUUAGUCAACAAUCUGAAAUUCUUAUCGAUGAAGCAAUAUCACCUUCAUCUUCCAGUACUCAUAUCCCUAAUCGUACUCAUCGUAGUAUUCUCUCAUUUAUUUUGAUUAUAACCGCAAUAUUUGUUGCCAGUUUACUCCUAUUAAAUUUAUUUUUAAUUCUGCUCUGUUGGAAACAACGUUGCCAUUCAAAAAAACAGUCAUCAUCGUUUUUUACACCAUCGUACGAUCGAGAAACACCAGUUAUAAAUUCAUUAGAAUCUAAAACAACAACAUCGUCGAGGUACAUAUUUGAUCCAAGUCCAAUUACUCAACGAUCGCAACAGCCAGACAACAAUACAUCAUCAACAUCGACAACAAAAACCAGUAGCUAUGAAGAUCCUAGUGAAUUAAUAACAUUAAAUCCUAAUAAUGCACCUUCAGCAAGUUGGAAUAAUGAUGUACAACAAUUUAAUCUAAACUUACAUCAUCAGUGUCCACAAACAGUACCGUUAAAAAAGACAGUGAAUACAAUCAAUAAUACGACUUUUCUUCAACAAAAAAUAUUUCGCCCUAUCCUACCGUCACCACCAUCUUCCGAUAGUUACAAUCGAAUGAUUCAUUGGCCUCGAUUGCCUAUUCAAUGUAAUUUUAGUCUAAAUCCGCCUGAAAUUCAUUAUCCAGAUUCGCAUAUUUAUGAAACCAUUCAAGAUAAUAAUGGAACUCUACCCCCGUAUCAUCGACUAGCAUCUACAAUGCGUCGUCAACGACUUUGUCAUCCCCAGUGUACGUGUGUACCAGCCACAUAUCAUGAUGCAUCAUUUAAUUGUAGGACUUGUAAUGAGAAUAAUAAUAAUAAUGAAAAUACUGUAUCGUCUGAUGAGUUUGAUCAAUCAAAUCCUGAAACACUAGUCUAA
This is a messenger RNA of Didymodactylos carnosus, 1998 nucleotides long. Lineage: Eukaryota; Metazoa; Rotifera; Eurotatoria; Philodinida; Philodinidae. The record is from the annotation of a GenBank genome assembly.